CAAUAAUGAAAAGUUUUAAGGAUGAAUAUAUUGUGGAAGAAAGUCUUUUAGGAGAAGGACAAUUUGGUAAAGUACACACAGCUAAAUCAUUAAAUAAUCAAAAAUAAAGAGUUUGCGUAAAAAUAAUGGAAAAAAAGUAACAAUUUGGGGAACAUCUUUUAUAAACAGUUCAAGAGUCAGAAUUCGCUAUUUGUAAGAUUAUGGCUGGUAAACAAUAUGACAAUUUGGUUUAAAUUUAUGCAGUUUAUGAUUCUGAUAAAGAAGAUAAACAUGCCUAUAUAUUCAUGGAAAGAUGCGAUUAAAGUCUAAGAUAUCUAAUUAAUUACAAAAAAAAUGAAGAGAAAAAAUUAUUUACAAAGGAAGAAAUAAUUGAUAUAAUAAAUAAAAUAACCAAGGGUUAUCUUUAAUUGAUUUCUUCAAAUAUUAUUCAUAGAGAUCUAAAACCUGAAAACAUUUUGUAUAAUAUGAUUGACAAUUAAUUAUAAAUCAAAGUAUUAAGAUUUACCUUAUGUUAAGAUUGCUGAUUUUGGUUUGAGUAAAGUAAUGGAUCCAUAAAAUUCAACAAUGACAAAAAAAGUUGGAACUUAGUAUUAUUGUGCUCCAGAGACUUUGUAUGAUUUAAUUGGUAACAAUUACGAUUAUGAAUGUGACAUCUUUUCAGUAUAAUUAAUGAUAAUUAUAAUAGCUUGGAGUAAUCAUAUUUGAAUUGGCAAUCCUAGAGAGAUAAUUUAAAUUUAAAUAAGUAGAUAAGCUCAGAGAUAGCAAAUUCUCUAUAUAACAUGAAGAUAUUUUAAAAAAUAAAUCAAUAGAUUAAGAGAUUAUAGAAUUAUUGGAUAAAAUGAUUACAUUCGACCCAAGAUAGAGAUUAACAUGGCAAAGCUUAUCAACAUAUUUUAAUAAAUAACCAAAAUAAUUUAGUGGUUAAUUUCAAUAAGCAUAAUUAAGCAAGCAAUAAGCACAGACAAAUAUGUAAUUCUUAAAUCAAUAACCAAAAUAACCCUUUUUGCCUUAACCUAACCAGUAGCAAUUACUAUAAAAUUAAUAAAAUGGGAAUCCCCAAUUGUAGAUGUUUCAAAUCCCUACAAUGUAACCAGGCCAGACCAAUUAAAAUCAUUAAAUUCAAAAAUUUUAAUAAAAUCCUAAUUUUCCAUAAUAAAGUAUUUUAAUUCAAAAUAACUUUCCAAAUCAGUAAUAAAAUUAAAAUCCUAAUUCUAGAUUUUAAACUACUACUGCGCAAUCAUAAUAUUAAUAACAAUAAUAACAACAACAGCAACAACAACUACAACUACAACAACAACAACUACUACAACAACAACAACAAUAAUAAUAAUAAUAAUAAUAAUAAUAAUAAUAAUAAUAAUAAUAAUAACAAUAAUAAUAAUAAUAAUAAUAAUCAUUAAUAGGCUAAUUUCCAUAGUUUUAACCACAAAUCUAACCUCCUUAAUAAGGUCAAUUCAAAUUUUCAAUUAAUUCCCCUGUAGCAAUUUCAAAUUUGCAAAAUCCUCCCUUUCCUUAAUUCUAACCAAAUAUUUAACUAAACAAUCUUUAAACCAAAAAUUAAAGAUUAAUAACAAUAGCCUCCUAAGGACAGAAGAAAUGAAAUAAU
This is a messenger RNA of Paramecium octaurelia, 1606 nucleotides long. NCBI's taxonomy places the organism in Eukaryota, Ciliophora, Oligohymenophorea, Peniculida, Parameciidae. The record is from the annotation of a GenBank genome assembly.